CAGUUGCCUGCAUGAUGAAUGACUCGUACUCCUAAUUGAGACCGAUCCCCCUUUCCCUUUCUCUCGUCCUCACCCACUCCUACCCAACCUCUCAACUCGACCCCCUCUCUCAAACCCUACCGCCGCCUCCGGGCAUUACACCGCCGCUGCUUAUCUCAGAGCCGUCGCCUCCUCCAUCCGGCCCGAUUCAAUCUCUCCCCUUCACUCCGGGUGCUCGCCGUCAUGGCGCCGCACGGCGAUAGGAAGAAGCGGAAGGCCCCGGACCGCCCAGGCAAGCCGGACCUGCGUCCUAAUCGCAAGGAAUUCAAAACACACUGCACGGAGGAGGUGGAGAAGGGGGGUGGCAUAGAGCAACAGGAGCAGCGGCCGGCGCCGCAUGCUGCAGCUCUCGACGCCGACGACGGUGAUUUCCCGAGAGGAGGACACACUCUCGUCAGCAGGGAUGAGAGGGAGGAGCCGCGCACAGGGGCAGAGGCAGGGUUGGAGAAGGAGGAGAGGAGGGGAAAGAAGAAGACGAACACAAGCGUUCCGGUGGGUACUAUUGUCUCUGGUGUUGUAGAGCGAGUUACUCCAGAAGCUGUUGUUGUCAGUGUCAAUGGCUUCUCCAAAGGAUCUAUACUUAAUGAACAUUUGGCAGAUUAUCAUGGCCAAACUGUUCGGUUGAAGAAUUUGUUGAAGCCUGGCCACGAGUUCAACCAACUUUUAGUUCUCGAUGCCAAAGGCCAAAAUUUAAUUCUUUCUGCUAAGCACUCACUUAUCAACACUCGUAAUGACAUUCCAUCAGAGCUAUCGCAGAUACAAGCGGGAGUUAUAGUUCAUGGUUAUAUUUGUAACAUCAUAGACGGUGGUUGUUUUGUUCGAUUUCUUGGACAUCUAACUGGUUUCUCUCCCAAGGAUAAAGCAGUUGAUAGGCCGAUAGAAAAGCUCUCUGAUGCGUUCUUUGUUGGCCAAUCAGUUCGGAGUCAUGUACUCAACGUAAAUGAAGAAUCUUCUCGAGUGAAGCUUUCACUCCAACAUUCCAAGUGCUCUUCAGCCGAUUGUUCAUUUAUUCAAGGAUAUUUCCUUCUGGACCAGAAGAUUGCGGCAUUGAAGUACUCUCAUGAUUGUGCGAAAUCUUUUGGCGUUGGUAGCUUGGUUAAGGGGGAGGCGGGAGGUGUAGAAGAAUAUGGUUUUAUCCUUAACUUCAAAGACUAUCCGGAUGUUAUUGGUCUGCUGGAACAUCAUCAAUUAGGUGGCACUAUUGUAAAAGUGGGUUCUUCUGUGAUGGGUAUUGUUGUGGAUUUUUCUGAUGGAGUUGUAAAUUUAUCCCUUAAACCAGAACUAGUUGACAGUGUCACCAAGGAUGGAAAAAGGAAGAAACGUCACAGAGAUGCCGUUUUGGACUUGGAACUUGAUGAAGUUGUGAAUGCAGUUGUGGAGAUAGUCAAAGAAAAUCAUAUGGUGUGCAACUUACUCUGUUCAUCUGACCAAUUUAUUCUUAUACUAUUACUUUUGGCGAGAAGGGGAGAGAUGGAGAGGAAAGGGGAGGCGGAGAAGGAGUGGGGACACGGCUCCGGGGGUGUGUCGACGAUCAUGGGGAGGGGACCUCCUGCUCUGGUUCCUUCGCCUGAGGGCGAGGGGAAGACGGUAUCAAGGCGGCCCCGUGGGGGAUGGUUCCCCGUUGAUCAUCGACAUGUAGGCUGCACGGAGGGUUGUAAGUGGUUUCCUGGUGGUAUGUCGAUUCAUAUCGCCCUUCCAAGUAAAUCCAUUGAUCUCCGUCGAUGAUCUUCGUGCAACGUUGGCUUGGAGGUUGCAAGGCGAGGUCGCCAUUUAGGAGGUGGCUAGCGACGACGGGUGGUUCGUCCUCAACUUCACCGCCGACAUGGACAAAUGCUUUUGUUUUGAAGGCCCAACAGUGCCACCAUAAGCGCGACGAAAGCAUCUUCACUGAGUUUGACGACAAGGGUAAACCGGGAGGGGGGCAAGGGUGGGGGUUGGACCGUGGAGCCAUGGCCAUAUGGUCCAAGGUUGGUGACCUCCCGUUCGAGCUUAAAACUGAAAAUACGGGCUUGUCUCUAGGGGACCAAAUUGGUGAAGUGAUCGCCGUCCCACACCAAAAUCGCUUGAAGGUAUAGAAGUAUUUGCGUGUGCGCGUGCAAAUCCUGUUGCGUGAGCCAAUCAAGACUAGGGUAGACGUUGGUCCAUGCUGCUUGCCUGAGGUUUGGGGUGGUAUUUGGCUGGUUUGAGGUGGGUGGUCGGUGGUGGUGAUGUUGAAAAUAUGCCCUAGAGGCAAUGAUAAAUAGUUAUUAUUAUAUUUCCAGUUUAAAGAUAA
Molecule: messenger RNA, 2311 nt
Organism: Hordeum vulgare subsp. vulgare (domesticated barley)
Lineage: Eukaryota; Viridiplantae; Streptophyta; Magnoliopsida; Poales; Poaceae
Product: rRNA biogenesis protein RRP5-like
Exons: 11
Coding region: 223-1764 (513 amino acids)
Biological process (GO): rRNA processing
Cellular component (GO): nucleolus; small-subunit processome
Molecular function (GO): RNA binding
Source: RefSeq, a predicted model, not a curated record